UUCACCCCAACCCGAAUUUUCGGAUCGGAUCCCGGCCCGACACCCCUAACCCCGGAACGCCAGAACUGAGAACCCUAUUUCCCAGAAGUCUGUCCUCCCAGCACCACCACCGUACCCAUGGCGGGCGAGUGCUGCAGAACUCCUUGACUCAUCCUCGCUCACAUCAGCACUGGUACCAAGAUCAAUACGAAAUGCUUCCAGUAAUUCGAGGCCUCCUGAACCUCCGGCUCUCUCGUCGCCUACCUACGCCGAAUCAUUGGGUUUCCUCUUCGAUACCCUUCCGAACCUUCUCUUCUGGUUCCGGUGCCGGAGGGUCAAAAGAUGACUCUUGGGAUAAGUCCUGGAAUUCCUCUGGCCAGACCCCCCCGGAAGGUGGUUCAGAACCUCUCUCCAGCUUCGACUGGGGCGAGGCAUCCUCGUGGUCGACUGGCUUGACGAAGGACCAUUUCGAUGGGGAAGCCGUCGGCCGUCAGCUCGUCCCCGGGCAAUCUCCUCCGCCGCAGACGGGAAAAUCGACGGCCAUGGAGGAAGCCGCGCGGAUGGACGACUUGGACGAGUUUCUGAGAAUGGUGGAGAAGGAUAAUAAGAAGGAUAAGGCGUUCGUGGAUGGUUGGAAGGAUCGUAUGAUAGAGACUUGUCAAUUUCUGAAGCAGGUGAGGGAGCCGGGGGUGAGGGGAUCGUAUUUAAAAGAUUCUGAGAAGGCGGAGAUGUACAGGCUUCAUAAGGAGAAUCCGGAGGUGUAUAAUGUUGAGAGGCUGGCGAAGGAUUUCAGGAUUAUGAGGCAAAGGGUACAUGCUAUUUUAUGGCUGAAGGAGAUGGAGGAAGAGGAGGAGAAGAAACUUGGUCGGCCGCUGGAUGACUCCGUAGAAAUCCUUCUGGACAACUUUCCCGAAUUUUUCAAGUCCCAUGACAGAGAAUUCCAUGUUGCCCGUCUUCCAUACAAACCAGAUUUUAAAGUGAUGCCAGAGGACUGGGAUGGGACAACGAGAGAUCCUGACGAGGUUCAUUGGGAGAUCUCUGUUAAGGAAGACCAAAUGUUGUAUGAAGAAUUUGUUCAGCGCCUAAACUUCAACAAAAAGAAGGUUGCAGGCGAGGUCAAAUGCCACAAGUAUAGCAGGAGGCGACCACCAGAAGGAUGGAGUUUCACUGUCGAGAAGCUGGGUUCCAAGGGAAAGCGAGGUGCAGGUGGUGGCUGGAAGUUUGUAAGCUUGCCAGAUGGAUCUAGCCGCUCAUUGAAUGAAAUGGAGAAAAUGUAUGUUAAAAGAGAGACCCCAAAGCGCAGAAGAAGAAUUAUUGCACCAUAUAAAUAAAAUCGGUACUUUUUUAGGGUUUUCAUGCAAUUCAUGAAUUUAAUAUUAUGCUAGAUCCCUCUGAGACUAUUUUGCCCAGCAGCACACUAGCAUUUGCUUGAAGACCAACAAUUCGUCUUGAGGUCUUCUUUCGUCAGUGCUGUUUUAACCGGAGAAUUUUGUAAGGCAAAAUUUAUCCAGUCUCUUUCUGAAUCAAAAACUGAAUCCAAUUUGUUCGUCCAAGGUUUGAUUUAACAUUAUUGAUGCUUGCUUUGGCUUGCC
This is a messenger RNA of Dendrobium catenatum, 1571 nucleotides long. RefSeq lists its product as uncharacterized. Bases 192 to 1310 code for a protein of 372 amino acids. NCBI's taxonomy places the organism in Eukaryota, Viridiplantae, Streptophyta, Magnoliopsida, Asparagales, Orchidaceae. The transcript is spliced from 3 exons. The record is from RefSeq and is a predicted model, not a curated record.